Emericellopsis atlantica is the source of this 710-nucleotide messenger RNA. RefSeq names its product CipC protein. The record is from RefSeq and is a predicted model, not a curated record. The transcript is spliced from 2 exons. NCBI's taxonomy places the organism in Eukaryota, Fungi, Ascomycota, Sordariomycetes, Hypocreales, Bionectriaceae. The coding region runs from base 149 to 511 and encodes 120 amino acids.
CAACAAGAUAAACCCGUCCAAAUAUGAUUUGAGAUGACGCGGCCUCGUGUGUUAUAGAGCUUAUAACUAGGCGUGCAUGUAAGUGUCUAAGUUUCUAGACCUGCACAAGCCGACAUUCACAACACAGAAUACACGCCACACCGCAGACAUGUUCGACUUUGACGACGCUCGCAAGAAGCAUGAUGAGGCCUACGAAGGCGGCCACAAGGGCCACUUGUCCCACGAAGUCGUGGCUGGGGGUGUUGCCUUCGAGGCGAUGAAGAAGUGGGAGGAUCACCAGAGAGCCGAGGGCAAGCCCGUCUCGCAUGGCUUCGCCAAGGAAGCCUUGACGAGCUUCACCGGUGCGGAAAUGGACAAGUGGGCAGAGUCCAAGGGCAUGAACCACGUCGACAAGGAGAAGGCCAAGCACAGCGCAAAGCAUCAGGCGCAGGACCUGUACGAUCAGCAGUACGGCGGCCAAGAUGCCUACGACCCGUCAGUCCAAGCCUACUGGCACAUUGACGAUUGCUAAUCAGAUUAGGAAUGCAUCGCGUCGUCACCACUCGAUGGACUACUGACGUUUGAGACGGACCUGUAGCUUGUCAGACAGAUACACAGUAGGUGUCUGUUAGCUUAAGUUGAAUGUUGUCGCGCCUUGAAUAGACCUACUAUGCCCGCCAGUGAGACAUGAUUGACUCGACAGUGCAUUGAGCACGGGUCUGAUCCGCCGC